This is a messenger RNA of Menidia menidia (Atlantic silverside), 1979 nucleotides long. The record is from the annotation of a GenBank genome assembly. Lineage: Eukaryota; Metazoa; Chordata; Actinopteri; Atheriniformes; Atherinopsidae.
GGGUUCAAGAAAACCUCUACGCCUUUUUCUUUCGCACGAUUGAGAACCUAUUCACGAAGAGUAACAAGUAUUGUGGGGGCGUCCGUCCCGAGGAGUUUUAGUUUAAUUUCUCCGUUCAGGGAUGGCAGUGAGGGUGCAAUGCAGGUGGAGGGCAAGAACACCUUUAAUUCGGACAGAAGAUUACAUGGAAAAGAGGAAAAGGAAAAGAUCCUUCUGUUCUAAGAAGGCUGAAGAAGAGGAGGAAGAAGACAAGAGUUAUGGUAUAAGUUGUUGCCCGAUGAAGAGAAAAAGUCUCAUAUAUACUCUGGAUAACAAGGAUGGAAACAACGACGAUGAUAAGGAACAUAUGAAUGAAGACGAUGACUCAGAAGAUAUUGACAGCAGCAGCAAAAAAGAAGAGGAAGAGGAGGAUGAUGACGAUGAGGCAGAGGAAAAACGAAACCUGAUGGCCCCAGGAAGACUCUUGCCGGUGACCUGCGGAACCAAAAAGGGCAUCCUGGUUACAGAUAGGCUGGACAAAGGAGAGGACUGUAUCGAGUGUGAGGGCCGCAUGUUAUCACCAACCGCCUUUGAGGAGAUUGGGGGGAGGGCUUCUUCAAGAAAAUGGAAGGCUUCUAUUUCCUACAAAAACAAACCUCUGAUGUUCUGGCUUGAGAGCGGGUUUCUGUCGACUAAAGGAUACAGAAAGUUACCAAGCACAAAAACGCAGAAGGAAAUCCCAUCGCUGAACGUCACGCCGGAGGACCUCUCUGGAGAGGGAACUGGGGAAGACAGUGACAGGCCUCCAAGCAGAGAAGAACACAAAGAGACAGAGAGUGUCUCAAAUGGAGAUAAAGGGGAGGCGGCGGACUCACCUAAAGUGGAUGGAGCCGCAGAUCACCCUGAAGACCGAGGCUCUGUCAAAGGUGCUAUUUCCGUCAAGAAGAACCAUCCAAGUAAACAUUCCAAUUCAUGUUUAGAUGGACCUGGGAAAGACGCGACACACACAAAAGACAGGAGAGGGGGAAAAGGUAUCGCGGAGAAGCCUAGAAUGGGCAGCAGCAGAUGUCGGUCCAGCAGCAGGGAGUGUCCGCCCCAAGGCAGCUGGUGCCAGCCCAUCGACCUGGAGGAGGACACAGCGGAGGGCAGCUCCAGGCCGGGUGACCGGCUGACCACGGAGGCCACAGGAGCCGCUAAGAAAGCGAACCGAGGAGAGUCCCUGCCAAACGGAGACACGCCAGGGGGACGGGGAGGAAACAAACUUGAGUCGCCACCAUGCCCUUCCCCGAAAACUCCGAGGAGUAGCAGGAGGAAUGCCACCAUCUCUCCCCACGAGGAAGCUCACCCGGGAGCCACCAGCUCAGAAACACACACAUCCAGACCCAGCCGGGCCUCGGACCCGCCGGCCAACUGUGAGUUGGAUGCCAUGGACCUCCAACAACUGAAGAAAGAGAAGCUCAAAAUGCAGCUGAGAGUUUUAAAGCUACAGGAGGAAUAUUACACACAGAAACUGAGUGAGCUAGUGGAAGGGCGGAGGAAAAGCUGACAGAGAGGGGAGCUUUUUUAGUUUCACUUCAGUGAAAAAGAAAGUUUAAACUUUUACCAGUUUGUGCCUGUUCUUAAAUGGCACGGCCUUCGUCAUAAAAGGACGGGCUUGUGUUAAAAAGACGCCAAAACCACGUUCUGCAGCUAUGAGAACAAAAAAAAGGAAUGUGUCUGUCUGCAUUUCAAGUCACUUUUAUCGCUUAAAGCAUUUAGUUAAUUAUCAGACACUAAACUACGUUUAAAAAACACUGAGCUUGCUUUUCCUUUUGUUAUUUUUCAUAAAAGAAAGCAAAAACUGACGGUCAAUCUGAGGAUGAUUCAGCUCAUGUUAUUCCAUGCUUUUCGUUGACUUUCCUUUUUGUUUAACUUUUUUAUGUUUAAAAAAAAACAAAACAAAACAAUGACGACUAUGUGCAUUUAUGGGAAUGAGUCUUCCUCUGGUUGUGAUACAAAAA